Messenger RNA from Aphanomyces astaci, 432 nucleotides. RefSeq lists its product as hypothetical. The transcript has a single exon. Bases 1 to 432 code for a protein of 143 amino acids. Lineage: Eukaryota; Oomycota; Saprolegniomycetes; Saprolegniales; Verrucalvaceae. The record is from RefSeq and is a predicted model, not a curated record.
AUGGUUGAACGGCUCUUCAACGUCGCAAAGUACAUCAUGACAGACCAUAGAAAGCACAUACAUACGGCGGCGUCAUACUGUAUCACGCCGCCGUAUGUUGGCGGGUGGUGCCGCGGCGGCAGCGCCUUUGAGAUCAAGUGCCCAGUCGACUUUGCCCAGCUCAUGCUGCCCAAGUACUUGUGCAAGUCCGACGUGGUGUUGCUCAUCGCCCACGAGUCCCAGCGCAAGACACUGGUGUUCCGCCACCCCCACUUUAACCAUCACAAACCCCAUCUCAUGACUAAAAUCAAGCGGAAAACCAACUUCUCCGAGAUCUGCGACGACGUGACCAGCUUGGGCGAAGUCGACGCCUUGCGCGAUGAAGCGGCUGGCAUGAAGGCCGCGCUGAUCUCGCUGUCCAGCCAAAUAUCGCAAUUGGCGCAGCUACAGUAG